Messenger RNA from Hyla sarda, 1695 nucleotides. RefSeq names its product cytochrome b-c1 complex subunit 2, mitochondrial. NCBI's taxonomy places the organism in Eukaryota, Metazoa, Chordata, Amphibia, Anura, Hylidae. Gene Ontology annotation, molecular function: metal ion binding. The transcript is spliced from 14 exons. Gene Ontology annotation, cellular component: mitochondrion. Bases 101 to 1456 code for a protein of 451 amino acids. The record is from RefSeq and is a predicted model, not a curated record.
GGGACAGGGUUAAAAAGAAAAGGGGCCGCGCUGGGCAUGCCGGGUAAGCGGAGGCGGCCAUCUUGACUUCCUGUCAGCGGCUGAAGGAGACAGCGCGGUCAUGAAGCUGGUCAGCAGCGCCCGGUACCUCUCUAGGAGGCUUUACUCUGCUACAGCAGCAGCAAAGUCUGAAGCUGCCGGAGGAGCACGUCUUCUGCCUGAGGAGCCUGAGAUCACCAAAUUGCCCAAUGGACUGGUAAUCGCAUCUCUGGAAAACUAUUCCCCAGUUUCUAAAAUUGGAGUAUUUGUAAAGGCUGGAAGCAGAUACGAAAAUGCCAACAACUUGGGUGUUAGUCAUGUCCUGCGCUUGGCAUCAAACCUGACUACAAAGGGGGCCUCUUCUUUUAAAAUAACUAGAGGAAUAGAAGCUGCUGGUGCCGGACUGAGUGUAACAGCUACAAGAGAAAACAUGGUUUACUCUGUGGAAUGUCUGAGGGACUAUGUUGAUACUGUAAUGGAGUAUCUCAUCAACGUCACUACAGCUCCUGAGUUUAGAAGAUGGGAAGUGACUGACAUGACUGGCCGAGUAAAGGUUGAUAAAGCUGUGGCUUAUCAAAACCCACAAGUCGGUGUCUUGGAAAACUUACAUGCUGCAUCCUACCGCAAUACACUUUCUAACUCCUUGUUCUGCCCUGACUACAGAAUUGGAAAAGUGUCUCCUGAUGAGCUACAGCAAUUUGUACAGAAUCACUUUACAAGCGCAAGAAUGGCACUGGUUGGAUUAGGUGUCAGUCAUUCUGUCCUUAAGCAAGUUGGAGAACAAUUCCUUAAUGUCAGAAGUGGUGCUGGUUCUGCUUCUGUGAAGUCUCAGUAUCGUGGAGGUGAAAUCAGAGAGCAGAAUGGAAAUGAUCUGGUCCAUGCUGCUGUUGUUGUAGAAGGAGCAUCUGUAGGAAGUCCUGAAGCAAAUGCAUUCAAUGUUCUCCAGCACAUUCUAGGUGCAGGCCCUUACAUCAAGAGGGGAAGCCACACCACCAGCAAAUUGUCUCAAGCUGUAUCCAAGGCAACUAAUCAGCCUUUUGACGUUUCUGCAUUCAAUGCUAACUAUUCAGAUUCUGGUCUUUUUGGAAUUUAUGCUAUAUCUCAGGCAGCCACUGCAACGGAUGUGAUUAAUACUGCAGUCAACCAGGUUAAUGCUGUUGCACAGGGCAGUGUUACAGAGGCUGAUAUUGCAAGAGCCAAGAACCAGCUAAAAGCCCUUUACCUUCUGUCCGUGGACAAUUCUUCAGGGCUGUUAAAUGAGAUCGGCUCGCAGGCACUGGCGUAUGGCUCUUACUCAUCACCAUCUACCGUCCUCCAGAACAUAGAUGCUGUGACUAGUGCUGAUGUUGUAAAUGCUGCAAAGAAAUUUGUCUCUGGAAAGAAAUCCUUGGCAGCUUCAGGAAACUUGGGAAAUACUCCUUUUGUCUCUGAUCUGUAAAGUCUGUUGAGUCACCAGUGGAACAGCAAGAUCUGUUGCUAAGAGUUGACAAGUGGACCCUUUGCGUAGAUGUAUUUUAUCCGCAACAUGUCACUCAAAUUAUUUAUGACAUCAAGCCAUACCUGUAAGUGCUGAUGUGGAAUCAACAAAAGCAUCAGAUCAUGAUUUAAUGGGGGAAUGAGCUGAUAUGUCUGUGUGUUCCAACAUUAACAUACAAUAAAAGAUUACUAUUUCUAUCA